Messenger RNA from Malania oleifera, 1607 nucleotides. Its product is annotated as probable protein disulfide-isomerase A6. The transcript has 11 exons. Gene Ontology annotation, cellular component: endoplasmic reticulum. NCBI's taxonomy places the organism in Eukaryota, Viridiplantae, Streptophyta, Magnoliopsida, Santalales, Ximeniaceae. Gene Ontology annotation, molecular function: protein disulfide isomerase activity. Bases 200 to 1285 code for a protein of 361 amino acids. The record is from RefSeq and is a predicted model, not a curated record. Gene Ontology annotation, biological process: protein folding.
AUCAUUAUUUUUCCUCCACGUGGCCUCUCUGUCCGCUUCCUCAUAAAUUACGAAACAUGCCCCUCUGACGAUUGAAAAACCAAAUUUACAAGGACCUAUAAAUUCAGAAACCCCAUCGGCGGCAUCCUCACCUUCAGUUUCACCAUCUCCACCCCCAUCGGAACACUUUCUGUACAGUGAGCUGAAUCGCAGAAUCGAAAUGUCGAGGUUGUCGAUCCGCUCUACAUUCGGAGCCCUAGCUCUUUUUUUCUUCUUCGCGUGCGUCUUCGCCGACGACGUCGUCGUGUUGACCGAGGAAAACUUCCAUGAAGAGGUGGGCAAGGAUCGCGGCGCUCUGGUGGAGUUCUAUGCUCCCUGGUGUGGGCACUGUAAAAAACUUGCUCCAGAGUAUGAGAAGCUUGGCGCAAGCUUUAAGAAAGCAAAAUCUAUUUUGAUCGGAAAGGUAGACUGUGACGAGCAUAAGGGCCUUUGCAGCAAAUAUGACGUUUCUGGAUACCCCACUAUUCAGUGGUUUCCUAAAGGGUCUUUGGAACCCAAAAAGUAUGAAGGCGCACGUACUGCUGAAGCACUUACUGACUUUGCAAAUACUGAAGGAGGGACCAAUGUGAAGAUUGCUACAAUCCCAUCCAGUGUACAAGUACUAACACCAGAAAAUUUUGAUGAGGUUGUCUUGGAUGAAACAAAAGAUGUUCUUGUUGAGUUCUAUGCACCAUGGUGUGGCCAUUGCAAACACCUUGCUCCUGUUUAUGAGAAAGUUGCCACAGCAUUUAAAUUGGAGGAGGGCGUUGUCAUUGCUAACAUUGAUGCCGACAAAUUCAAGGAUCUAGCUGAAAAGUAUGGUGUAAGUGGCUUUCCUACAUUGAAAUUCUUCCCAAAGGGUAACAAAGCUGGUCAAGAUUACGAUGGUGGCCGUGAGUUGGAUGAAUUUGUAACUUUCGUCAAUGAUAAGUGUGGCACUAGUCGUGAUGGAAAAGGACAACUCUCCUCAAAGGCUGGUAUUGUCACAACUUUGGAUGACUUGGUAAAGGAGUUCAUAAGCGCUAGCAAUGAGGAGAAAAAAGCAGUUUUUGCCCGGAUAGAAGAGGAAGUUGCAAAGCUGACGGGUUCAACUGCCAGGUAUGGCAAGAUCUAUCUGAAAUCAGCGAAGAACUGUCUAGAGAAAGGUUCCGAUUAUGCUAAGAAUGAAAUCCAGCGGCUCCACCGCAUGCUUGAAAAGUCAAUCAGCCCUGCAAAAGUUGAUGAGUUCACCCUCAAGAAGAACAUCCUAUCUACCUUCGCAGCUUGAUCGAGGAAGAGUUUCUUGAUCUUUUCCUCUUGCUCGGAGUUACUUGGAAUAUCAUUUCGCUGUUUGCUUCUAGUUGGGUUCUACUGCUCAUUUUUGUAUCCUUAUUCAAGUUAUUACUGCAGAAUAUGUAGACGAGAGAAGAAUGGAUGUUUUGGCAUACAAUUUAGUAAUAAUGUAAUUUUCUUGCAUAGGGGGAACUUAGAUUCAUUACUGACUUGUAUCAACCAAAGAAGAAAGCAAGGCAUGGAGAGCUACGGAUAUAUCUUCUUUAGUUUGCAUCUUUGAAACUGAAAUUUGAUCAAACACCACCUUCUCUCAUCAA